Molecule: messenger RNA, 804 nt
Organism: Maudiozyma saulgeensis
Lineage: Eukaryota; Fungi; Ascomycota; Saccharomycetes; Saccharomycetales; Saccharomycetaceae
Source: the annotation of a GenBank genome assembly
AUGCUCACUAGAAUAUAUAGUCCGAUAGUAAGACUUUACAUGAAUUCGCCAAAGAUUGGCGUCAUUAAUAGAUGUAUUCAUAAUUCUCCUAGACAAGAAAUGUUAUUCGAGGGAAAUAUAAUAGGAAUAGGGAAAACAGAAGAAGAAAGAAUGGGCUCUAUAUUUGGGGGAAGAUUGAAAGGUGAACCACCGAAAUCAACCAGUAGAAUAAUAGUUGGACAAAGUAAAAAAAUUGCCGGCAUUGAUGUGCCGAUGAAACCUCAAGAACCAGAUAACUGUUGUAUGUCGGGAUGCAUUAACUGUGUUUGGGAGCUUUAUAAUGAUGAUGUCAGAUAUUGGAGAAAGCAGAGAAAAUUAGCAGCCGAAGACAUUGCUAUGUCUAAUGAAAUUUGGCCAGCUGAUUGGGAUCCACCUUUAACUGCAAUACCAAUGAAAAAUGUACCUGGUGUAUUGAGAAAACAGAAGCUUAAAAUGGACAAACAAGUUGAAACUAAGAAAAUGAAAUCGAGGGAUGAAGUUAGAUCAUUAUUCCCAAAGAGAGAAAGUCCAUUACCUAAAGCCGUAUUAGAAGCUAGGGCUAAGAAUCAACAACUACAUUCAUCUACACCAAAGAAAGAUAUCCUUGAGAAUGAAGAUGACGGUUGGGGCGAUGUACCGGUACAUAUUAAAGCGUUUGCAGAAUUUGAAAGGAAAAAACAUAUUUUAGCAAAAGAAAAUAAAAUAAAGCGCAGAAGGGCUAACCCUCUAUUAGCUCAACUAAUAAAACAAGAAGAAGAAUAUGCCAAUAAAAAUAAAACUGUAUAA